AUGCACUUCGCAGACUUUGUCCAGAUCCGCCUUAGUCCGGCUACUCUGCUCCUCCUCACUAUCUUCGGCCAGACCCUGAUCAUGGGUUUUGCAUGGGGCUUCACAGGAGCAAUAUUGUACACAGAAGUUCUCGCACUGCCUGAUCAUGUCGUUCGUCUGAUCGUAAAGUAUCCGACCGAACUGACUUUGAUAGUCACGGUGAUAGCAACUGCUUUGGCGAUCACUACUUCGAUGUACGUCUUCCUCUAUACAUCCAGUCCGAAAUAUUACCCUUCUGCUAUUGCACAGGUUCUUCACAUUUGCCGUCAAAGAAGCGCUUCGGCACCACCUCUCAGGGCCGUCGAUCACACUGUUCAAGCUUCGCACUGCAAUUGCGCUGAGCAGGCCGACCUGGGUAUUGCGACGGAGAUUUCUCAAGCUGUCGCUCCUCACGUUGGUGGUUUAUGCGAUGGUCACAUUUCUGAACACGAGGUCUGCGCUAUUCCCAAUGAACUCGAUGGAGAUAUGUUUGACGCUCGUUUGUACAGUUGGAGCACUUUGCUCCUACCCACCCCUGUCCAAUGGCCUGUGAGAACGUUUGGAACGGAAAUAGACUUGGGAUCUGCUGCCUUCGUAAGUCAAUUGAGUGCAGACCUUACGACUUUGAAUCCGAACGCCGUACAAGCACCUGGGUUUCAAACCAUCAAUGUCUUGACUCUCCUCAGUGGUUUUUCUGCGGUUGACACUCAAGGAGGUGUGGAGACGAGUAGUAUUUUCAGCUUCAACGGAGUUUCGUACAAUCAGUCGACUGGUGGAGUUCUUCCUGCAAUAGAGGAGUACUCUGGAUCAUCGGCCCCACCGGGUUCUAAUGUUGGCCUAGCGUUCACUGGGGGACAAGUACCAGUUAAUACCAGUUUUGACUGGGGACACCUCGGACGCGAUGCAGGCACUCAAGGCAUUUCCAAGAACUACACUGUCACACAGCAGGGUCUCACAGCAAAUGUUACAUGCCAGCCGAUCGACCGCAGUCAUAAUGAGUUUACUGCCCUUAACUCCACGGUGUCAGGCUCGAACAUCACGUUUCUGACGUGGGAAAUUGUUGCGAAUUGUUCAGGAAAUUUAAAUUCAAUUACCUACUUCACCGUUGGCCCCCCGAGCGGUCAGCCGGACAAUGUAACGGAGGGAUUUCUCCCCACCCUUGUGUGUCCCGACCCAGGUUCGACGUCGUUCAACCCAUAUAAGUUUGAUAUCUUCAUGGCUGGCUUGUACAAGUACGACUUCCUGCCAACGGUCGUUUGCGAGGUCGUUCCUUACCUGACCACCGUUAAUGUCACUUAUAAUGGAGGCAUCAUAUCUGUCGAUCGGGUUGGUGAAUCUUCUGGUUCGACAAGCAGUUCGAACAUUCCUGUAUCUCAAUACAUCGCGACUGUGAUGAAUUAUCAAGCGGGGUCAAACCAAGGCCUAGUCAAGAAUACAAUUGGUGACUUUUUGACCGCGUACGGUACGAAUAAUGUAUCAGUGAUGUACAGCGAACUGGAGGAUUACUGGCGUGGUAUUGCGGAGUUUUCCUCUAGUCAACUUCGCGCCGGAUACUCUGCUUCGGGAGCUCCGUCGAAUAUGACAAGGUCGACGAGCGGCACGAUGUAUAUCACGACGUACGGCUGGCGCAGCCGAGCCCAUACGUAUAUCUUUUUACUUGUGGUGAUCAGCAUGAUUUGGCUGGCCACCGUAUCGGCCGCCGGGUACAGCCUCGUCCAAGAAAAAAUCACAGCCACCGAUGCAUCUUUCGACUUUUCUGAUCCCGUUGAUCUCAUCAUCGCGGCAUCCGGCGGAAGAUUUGAAUCACAGCUUCGCGACGAUGACGAGGAGAAAGGCCAAGAUGAGCAUAACGAGGACAUCGCCAUUCGGUUUGAAGAUGUGCGUGACAAGAUGGGGAGGAGGAUCAGCAAGAGACUGGUCACUGUGCCCCCGGAUUCCCCACAGCCUACGAGCGCUUGA
Suillus bovinus is the source of this 1977-nucleotide messenger RNA. RefSeq lists its product as uncharacterized. The record is from RefSeq and is a predicted model, not a curated record. The transcript is spliced from 8 exons. The coding region runs from base 1 to 1977 and encodes 658 amino acids. Lineage: Eukaryota; Fungi; Basidiomycota; Agaricomycetes; Boletales; Suillaceae.